Molecule: messenger RNA, 3450 nt
Organism: Orbilia oligospora ATCC 24927
Lineage: Eukaryota; Fungi; Ascomycota; Orbiliomycetes; Orbiliales; Orbiliaceae
Exons: 5
Coding region: 1-3450 (1149 amino acids)
Biological process (GO): sister chromatid cohesion
Cellular component (GO): nucleus; cohesin complex; chromatin
Molecular function (GO): chromatin binding
Source: RefSeq, a predicted model, not a curated record
AUGGCUGCCGCCGGCGAGGACUCCUCCACUCCUGAACCAUCUGGCGAGUCCAGCCAAAGACGCUCGACUCGUGUCAGAAAACCUCCAACAACAUACUCCCCACCUCCCACCACACAACGAAAGCGAAAAAGAGAUAGUCGCGUAGGCGCUGGGAAUAACGCGUCAGACGACGAGGAAGCUGCUGGUAGCGACGAAAAUGAUGAAGAGCAAUCCGAUGCGACUGACGCCACCGACCAGGAAGAAGCCUCUGAAAACGAAUCAAUCCAUGUUGCCCCUUCUUCUAGAAAGAAAACAACAAGCCGAAGCAAAGUUGCUCCUCCUAGCAGGACCCGACCAGCUAGUACACCGGCUAAAAAGCCAGCUCCAAAGAAGUCAAGGACCGAUGCUGGGCCCCCUGUUAAGGGCAGAGCUACCCCGCGAAAGAAGUCUGGAGCUGCAAAUGGCGUUGUCGAGCUGGAUGGAGACGAUCUAUUUAACCGAGUUCUUGCUGGCGAGGACGCUUCGAAGAUCGUUCAAGAUUGGGUCGAUUUCUAUGAGUUCAAUAACACGGAGGCGAUGGUCGCAAUGGUCAACUUCAUCUUCCGAAGUUGCGGUUGCAACCAGUCUGUAACAAGCGAUGAUAUAGAAGACGCUGACUCUGCAGCAAGCAAACUCGAAGACAUUCAAGAAAUUUUCCAGAAGGAAUCAUCGGUAGAGUAUCCGAUAGCAUCGAGAGCUCAGAAAUACCGUCGUUACCGAUUCUGCCUUACUGCAUUUUUCUACGAACUCAUAAAUCACAUUUCCACGUCGGGUGUUCUUACCAGCGACCCAGCACUUAUCGAAAAUCUUCAAAUUUGGAUCACUACUAUGUCUAGCUCCCCUCUACGACCUUUCCGACACACCAGCACAGCUAUCAAUCUUUCUAUCAUGACGGCCCUAUGCGGCACAAUGGCGGAUAUCGAAAAGUCUAUCAACAAUAGCACAAAACAACUUGAAUCCGAAAAAUCCAAAGCUAGAAAAAAUGCAGGCAGGAUCAAGUCCCUUGAAAGCACCAUAAAUGAAGCACAGGAAAACCAAGAAUUCGUUACGGACCAGAUCAGCGACAUAUACGAGUCGGUCUUCGUCCACAGAUACCGGGAUGUUGACGGGAAAAUUCGUGCAGAAUGUAUCCAUGAACUUGGUGUUUGGAUCCUCAAGUUGCCGAGCACCUUUUUCGAGUCGUCGUACCUUCGUUACUUUGGUUGGGUACUCUCGGAUACUACUGUCGGGGUCCGUUCUGAGGUCAUUAAGGCCCUGACAAAACUAUUCAAGGAUCGCGCCAAUGUUGGAGGGUUACGAAGUUUCACGGAACGUUUCAGAGAACGAUUAGUUGAAAUGGCUCUUCAAGAUGCAGACUCCGGCGUCCGAGCUGAAACAAUAUUGUUACUCAACGAAGUCCGACAAGUUGGAUUUUUAGAAGCUGAUGAUAUUGUUAACAUCGGGAAACUUCUUUAUGAUGCAGAUGCCAAAGUCCGAAAUGCUGUUGCUGAUUUCUUCGCAACUAGUGUGCAGGAAAGCUACGACGAACAGAUUGAGGAUUGCGGUGGCGAGGAUGCAGUCAAGGAUGCCCUCCAAACGGCGGGCGAUCUUGAUGACGAGGAUUUUGAAGGCCAUCAACUAAGUUGGAUUAAGUUCAAGAGCCUUGUUAACUCUCUAUCUACAUAUGACCCCGAUGACUCGGCCGAUAGCCAGGCUCGGGAAACUAAUACGAGAGGAGUGGCUGCUCUUGGCCUUCAAUCUCGAUUCCAGCUUGCUGGCUCGGCUUUAUACAAGGCAAUACCGGAGCUACAUGACUGGGAAGACCUCACCAAAUACCUUUUAUACGAUCAUACUGGGAACCAGAAGAAUAACUCAGACGACGAGACCCUGUCUUGGAUCAAAGGCUACUGCGCUCUGAAAACCAAAGAAGAAACCAUCCUUCUCCAUGUCCUCCACGCCUCUAUUACAUCCGCUCUUGCCGCUGCUGCAGACGCUACCACUGUCACUACUAAAACGAAGCGAAAGCAAUCGGAGGCGCCAGAUGAAGAAGAUAUCUCACGAAGCCUAGCCCAUUAUGUUCCACUGCUCCUUAACAAGUUUGGGCCACCACCAGAGACCGCCGCCACUGUCCUUCGAAUUGCGCAACUCAUGAAACUCGAUAUUUACCAGGAACUUCGACAGAUGAGCGCAUAUUCACUUCUAUUAGAUGAUGUUAUUCGCCAGUUCAUGACUCAUUUGGACGAAUCCGUUCUCAAGGAAGCUAGCGGGUUCCUUUUACGUGCGGCAUCAUUUGACGAGCUAGAGGAAGUUACUUCACAGAAGGUUACAGGACUCCAGGAUGAAGUUACGAACUACCUUGUUUCCUUGGCUUCUGGGAAGAAUCUUGAGAAGGGUGAUAUUGGCGACCAAACGCUCUCAGACCUCGAAACUGGUGUGAAGAGAUUACAAUAUCUUGCUAGUGUGACAAAUUGCAAAGAGUCUUUUGAAAAGGUUUCAGCCUCGCAGUCUAAGGGUAAAAGCAAGAAAGGCAAGGAAGUCGCUAAAGACUCUCCCGGGGCAGAGUCCCCCGCGGAUGUCCUUACCUCCAUUCUCGGGCGAGGCAAAAAUGCUGACGAGACCGAAAACGAUCUUUGGUUAUCGUCACUCAAAACUCUCACCUACUACUUUAUGUGGAGUGUCGAAUCAGUCACAAAACUCGAUCUUUCCUCCGAUGAAAGAAUCGACGAACAUCUCCCACAACUUGAAUCCCUACGGACAACAGAGGCUGCAAUCACUGCUCGCCUAGAAGAUAUCAUCAACGUUCGCGACCUUGAUGAAGUCCGCAUCGCAGCAGCCGGCGCUCUACUCGACUUCCACACUUUCAAUGCUGUUCUUUCUGCCACUACUAAGCUCUCAAUGUUCCCCCGCAAGGUCCCCGAGGAUAUUCAGGAAGAUAUUCUCAAAGUCUACAUUUCAGCUGAAAAGAAAUUCGCAAAACUUACGAACAAGACGGUGGCUUCUGGUAGUGACGAUGAAGGAGAAGAAUCGGAAGAGAACACCGAUCUGGAGGCUGCAUUAUUGUUUGAGCAGCGGCUAUGCGAGUUUGUGGGGAAGAUUACGCUUGCCGUUCUCGGCGAAGUUAUUGAUGGAAGUAUAUUCAAGGCUAGGUUGCUAAAGAACAAAUCACAGCUUGGUCAGAACCUACGCGAGAUUUUGAACCACCUGGAUCCACCGAAGCCAAGGCCUUCAAGGGCAAAACCAAAGGCUAAGCCUGUUGUUACCACUACCUCCGGAAAACCAUUUAAGAGUAAGGAAACGAUUGAAGAUAGUGAUGAAGAACAUAACGAAGAAGAAGCCCGCGAGGAAGAAAUACGUCGACAUGAGGAGAUGGAGCGUGAAGAGGAAGAAGAGCACCAGAAGAGGCAGGAAAGUGUCGUUGAAGAUGAAGACCAGGAGAUGGUGGAUGCCGAUUAA